Messenger RNA from Rhinichthys klamathensis goyatoka, 3070 nucleotides. RefSeq lists its product as uncharacterized. The record is from RefSeq and is a predicted model, not a curated record. NCBI's taxonomy places the organism in Eukaryota, Metazoa, Chordata, Actinopteri, Cypriniformes, Leuciscidae. Gene Ontology annotation, biological process: DNA integration; DNA recombination. The transcript has 6 exons. The coding region runs from base 593 to 2788 and encodes 731 amino acids. Gene Ontology annotation, molecular function: DNA binding.
GUUUGCACUUGAGCACAUUGAACCAUCCAACUUUGUUGUUGAAUACCGUGGGAUUCUCUCUCAAAGUAAACAUGUUGAAGAUGCUCAAGGCAACUACUUGUUUGACUUCACAUGGAAUGGAACACGUUAUUGCAUAGAUGCAACAAAAGAGGACGGUUCACUUGGACGACUGGUGAAUAAUCACAGAAAUUCAAAUUGCAAUGUCAAGACAAUAAUUGUUGAUGGAAGGCCACACCUGUGCCUAUUUAGUAUAAGAGAUAUCUUUCCAGAUGAGGAGGUCACAUACAACUAUGGGAAUUCCUCUUGUCCCUGGCGUUUAAGGGAAUUGUGUGACAAGACAUCAGUGGCUGUGACUGAAUGCAGUGUGAAUCCUUCCUCAUCAGUUAAAGAUAAACCAGAUGUUGAAUUUUCCAGUUUUGAAGAAUCCAGCUCUGAUGAAGAAGAUUCUCCUUAUGCUGAUAAAAACACUGAAGAAUCCUCCUCUGAUGACUUCAUCCCGGACUGUAGACAAAAUAACGAUAGUAGUGAUAGUCUAUCUGUCAAUACAUGGAAUCCACCAUAUAAGUCCACACCAGCUGUUUCAGAGUCUUCUAUGAGGGCAAAGAGUGUGCCACCACAACGCAUUCACUGUUCUUCCACUGAGCAAGAAAUGGCUAGUGACCGAUCCAGUUCUACUCAAGACCUCAUAUGUGAUGAUCAUGAUACUACCAAAAACAAUAUUGACAUUCAGAGUUUUAAGAAUACACUGGCAGGAUCUUCUUAUGAACGGUCAGAGACUGGCAAUGUGCCAGAAAACCCAGAAAAAACUUUUUCCACCCACAAAAACUACUGUUAUGUCUGCAAGAAACCUCAGUCUAAAAUAGCCCGUCACUUUAAAAAGCAUCAAGACAGUGAGAAAGAAAUUGCAGCCGCAUUCUUGCUCCCUAUACACUCCCAGGACAGAAAAAGGUUACUUGAGAAAUUACGAAACCGAGGCAAUUAUGAACAUAAUCAAGAGGUUAUGGGAAGUAAAAGUGGACCACUGAAAGUUAGAAGGCGGCCAGGAAGAUCAGCGAGUGAAUUGAGUGCCAAAACAUAUGUGCACUGUGUAUACUGUAAAGGCCUGUUUGUUCGCAAGGAGCUGUGGCGCCAUACACACAGAUGCCCUUCAAACACGUUUUCAGAGUCUGAAGCAACUGGCAGGGCCAAAGUCUUAGUUUUGGCUGAUAUCGCAGAGUCAACAUUCUCCCACUCAAUAUCUCCAGAGGUGUGGAAGAUUUUGGGAAAUAUGAAGAAUGAUGACAUUUCAUCUGUAGUUCGAAAUGAUUUCCUCAUACUGCAGUUCAGUCAGUGUCUUUACAACAAGCUUGGAAGUGAUUCAAUAAAAUCCGAAUACAUCAGACAGAAGGUUCGGGAAACGGGCAAACUCUUGCUAAGCUUGAGAACAAAAUACUCCAUAUUUAAUUUCGAAGAUGCUGUGAAACCGAACAAUUUUUGCAAAGUCGUUGAGGCUGUGAAAGAUGUCGCUGGUUACGAUGAAAAGAGCCAAUCGUAUAGGACACCAAGCCUUGCGCUGAAGUUAGGACGUUCACUCAAGAAGAUCGGUGACAUCAUUCUCUGCAGGGCCAUCGCAGCAGAGGAUGAUGGUAUGACAAAAGCAGCAGAGCGAUUCAAACGACUGUGCUCAAGUGAAUGGGCAGAACAUGUCUCCCAUGCUGCUCUUGAUACUUUGAGCAAAUCAAAGUUCCACAAACCAUCAACUAUACCGUUCACACAUGAUGUGCAGCUUCUCCACCAGCACCUAGAGAAAGAAUCAGCUGAUGCUUUUGAAAGCCUAAAAAGUCACGAGUCUUCACAAACAUACGCAGAACUUGCCAAAGUGACACUUGCACAAGUAAUAAUCUUUAAUAGAUGUCGUGCAGGAGAGGUUUCAAAAAUGUCUCUUGAGUGUUUCAGUAAAAGAGACCAGACUGAGCUCCAUGAUGAUGAAGCAGUCGGUCUCUCUCCUUUUGAGCAAAAAAUGUCCAAGAAUUUCAGCAGAGUGGAAAUAAUGGGCAAGAACGGAAGAAAAGUUGCAAUUUUGUUAAACCCUGAACUUGUCAGAGCAAUAAAACUUCUUCUGGACAAGAGAGAUGCAUGUGAGGUAGACCGGGACAACCCCUUCCUAUUUGGAAGACCAAAGUGCUCACCCACCAGCUUCUUCAGAGGACAGGACUGCAUCUGGCUUUUUGCAAGUCAGUGUGGUGCACAGCACCCAGAAUACCUCAGGUCUACACAGCUCUGUAAACAUGUGGCAACAGUGUCCCAGAUUCUUAAUCUGAAGGAUAACGAGCUUGAUCAACUAGCCAACUUUUUGGGCCAUGACAUUCGGGUCCAUAGAGACUAUUAUCGGUUGACAGAUGCAACAGUAGAUAUUGCAAAAAUUUCAAAGCUUCUCUUGGCAAUGGAGAAUGGAACUCUUGCCAAUUUCCAAGGAAAGUCUCUUGAUGAAAUUGAGAUGGAAGAUGAAAUAGAUCUGGAAUUAGAUGAGGAAGAAAUAAGCGAUGAAGAUGACAAAGAGUCCAAGCCUGUCCCUGGAGUAAGAGACGCCAAAUUGAGGAAAAUUGUGAGAAGGCAAUGGAGCCCAAAAGAAGUGAAUGCUGUCAUGAAACAUUUCAAAGUCCAUAUUUCAAAGGGACACCUCGCAACAUCGGCCGAGUGUGCGCGCUGCAAGACUGCAGAGGACACUGUUCUGAGAGAAAGAACGGUCCAGAAUAUCAGGGAUUUCGUGAGGAACCGAGGUUUGAGGUUGAAAAAUAAAUGUUUUUAGAGAGAUCAGUGUCGCCUUUUGAUGUCUGUGGCUUUUGUUCUGUAAAGUUCUCUAAAGUCUUCUUAAGCAGAAGAGGCUGACUCAGGACUUUACUUGGUGUCGAAGACCUCUUUUUAUUUGCUUUUUCUUUUUUGUUAAAACAAUGUUUUUAUAGAAAUUUUGCAGGUUUAGUGGCAGCAAAAAAGAUGCACAAUCAUUUGUGAAUUCACUCUUCGAUGUAGGUGAGCUGAUUUGGUUUAGUAUGGUUAACUCUAAUACAGGUACUCCUAUGGAGUAAAUAUA